Messenger RNA from Saccostrea cuccullata (small rock oyster), 882 nucleotides. RefSeq lists its product as uncharacterized. The record is from RefSeq and is a predicted model, not a curated record. Gene Ontology annotation, cellular component: membrane. Bases 279 to 734 code for a protein of 151 amino acids. Lineage: Eukaryota; Metazoa; Mollusca; Bivalvia; Ostreida; Ostreidae. The transcript has 4 exons.
UUCCAUAUAGGAACUAAAUUUUUGUAAGUUAAUUAUAGAAAUGAUUGUUGGUAUAAAAUGCUAAAAAUAGUCAUCAAUUGAACAGUUUGACACGCGCUUAAAUCUUAUCCGAGUUGUAUUUUAAGUGAUAUUGGAUUUUAAAACUGCACAGUUUGUUAUCCGGAAAUGAAUCACUGAGAAUCCCCGUACAGGUAAAAUUGUCCCACCUUUAUUUGAUAACGAGAGCCAGGAAGUAUGGAAAAUGAUCACAUCCGUUAGAAAGUGUUUACUACAAAGAUAUGGACACAUUAUCGGCUGUGAAAUACUCCAGACUGAGUACUAAAGAUGAAAGUGAUUCUCCUUGCACAUGCAUUGCACUGAAGAACUAUGGAUCAUCCGGGUCGUCACGGCACCAAUUUCCAAUCAAUGGACAUUUAAAUCCGCUAGAUGUUGAAAAAACUGAAUACCCACCAUCAAAUGAAAGUGAUCUCAUACGUGUUCAUAAACCUCUUAAAGAUAGAACGAAAUAUGCCCUUCUUGCCUGCUUGUUUUGUUUUUUCCCAACUGGAAUAAUGUCUAUCGUCUAUGCAUCACAGGCAAGAUCAGCAUGGGAACGAGGUGAGACGAAGAAAGCGCGGGAAAAAUCGAGCUUGUCCAAAGACUUUAUCCGUGCAUCUGUCUGUAUUGGAGGAAUAGUGUACAUUCUGAUAUUCUUAGUUAUUCUAAUUACUGUCAUUUUCAAUGUACAUGCUUGAUAUACCUAUCAUUUACAUGUAAUGUGGAUAUACCAUUUAGUCUUUCUGUAAACUCGAAAAGGAACAAUAUUUUGAUUUGUAUGGUCUACAUAAUGGAGAUAAUAUUGAAAUUGAAAUGGCAUUUACUAUAUUUUCUUCAAUUAUGCAA